UCCGCCAUGUUUACCAUAUAUUGUUUGUUUAUAUUAUGUGGACUAGUUUUGGUUUAUUGUCAUGCUGAUGCAUGCAGUUAUCCGUACCGACGAGUUGGUAAAGGGUGUUAUCUAAUACAAAAAGAUAAUAUAUCAGGCGAUGCUGCUUUUGCAAAAUGCUUACGACGAGGUGCAUACCUGGCGAACUUUGAAACCCUAAAUGAAGCAAUGUUGAUGAAGUACGAACUCUUAAAAAUGAACACAGGUGUGCACUACUAUAUUGGUGGACGUGACAUUAAUAGAUAUAAGCCCGGUGGUGAUUGGAGAUGGAUCAAGAAAAACGGAGAAAUGGUCAAGAUGCCAUACUUUGCUUUUGAUAAUGGAGAACCAAAUGGAACAUUCAAGUCGGCACAAGAUUGUAUGUUCUUCUAUGCUUCUAGAGGAUAUAAGUUCCAUUCUGUUUGGUGUGCAAACGGAGGCUCGCUUGGAGGUUAUAUUUGCGAGAAAUAAAGCAUGACUACCACUUUGACAAA
Molecule: messenger RNA, 512 nt
Organism: Mytilus californianus (California mussel)
Lineage: Eukaryota; Metazoa; Mollusca; Bivalvia; Mytilida; Mytilidae
Exons: 4
Coding region: 7-489 (160 amino acids)
Source: RefSeq, a predicted model, not a curated record